Messenger RNA from Lipotes vexillifer (Yangtze River dolphin), 849 nucleotides. RefSeq names its product protein-arginine deiminase type-3. Gene Ontology annotation, molecular function: calcium ion binding; protein-arginine deiminase activity. The record is from RefSeq and is a predicted model, not a curated record. Gene Ontology annotation, cellular component: nucleus; cytoplasm. Lineage: Eukaryota; Metazoa; Chordata; Mammalia; Artiodactyla; Lipotidae.
UUCAACUUCCCCUACCAGGGUCCAGAUUUUGGCUACGUGACUCGGGAACCAUGAGACAACUCUGUGAGUGGCCUGGAUUCCUUUGGGAACCUGGAGGUCAGCCCCCCAGUGGUGGCCAAUGGGAAAGAAUACCCCCUGGGGAGGAUCCUCUUUGGUGGCAACCUGCCUGGGUCAAGGGGCCACAGGGUCACCCAGGUGGUUCGGGACUUCCUCCACGCACAGAAGGUGCGGCCUGUGGAGCUCUUUGUGGACUGGUUGGCCGUGGGCCAUGUGGAUGAGUUUCUGAGCUUUGUCCCUGCCCCCGGUGGGAAGGGCUUCCGGACGCUCCUGGCCAGCCCUAGCGCCUGCUUCAAGCUCUUCCAGGAAAAGCAGAAACAGGGCCAUGGCACGGCCCUCCUGUUCCAAGAGGUUAUUGGCAAUCAGCAGGUCAACGCAAUCUCCAUCGACCAGGUCCUCUCCAAUGAAAACCUCAUCAGCUACAAUAAGUUUGUCCAGAGCUGUGUCGACUGGAACCGGGAGGCGCUGAAGCGGGAGCUGGGCCUGACCAGUGGUGACAUCAUCGACAUCCCCCCACUCUUCAAGAUGGAGAGAAAGGCGGGGGCCUUCCUCCCUGACUUGGUGAACAUGCUGGUGCUGGGGAAGCACCUGGGCAUCCCCAAGCCCUUCGGGCCCGUCAUCAACGGCCGCUGCUGCCUGGGGGAGAAGGUGCGGUCCCUGCUGGAGCCGCUGGGCCUCCGGUGCACCUUCAUCGAUGACUUCACCCUAUACCAACUGCACGGGGAGGUGCACUGCGGCACCAUCGUGCGCCGGCAGCCCUCCUCCUUCAGGUGGGGGAACAUGGUGCCCUGA